UGUCAGGGUCAGUUCAAUUUUUUUUUCAACGGGUGACACACGUGUUCGUUUAUAUUCACGCGCACAGUUUCGAGAUCUUUCAUCAGACACGGUAAUAACUGUUGAAAAAUUCAAAAUAGUUCCAUUCUAAACGAAUAUAUUGCUCCCGAACGGUUGUCAAUUGGAAUUGUCCCAUCUCCGUUACCUUCAAAUUUAUAACCACUAAAAGUUAUUGAUUCGUGUCCUGUUUGUCCUGUUAAACGAGUGUGUUCUCCCAACAGUUCAAUUCUCUUCAUUGUCACGUCAACAGGUUGUAAACCGGGAAUGCAUUUUUUAAAUGUCAUUGAAGCCAAAGAAAACUAUUAAAUAUUAAAUAACUAGGGUAGUUAGAAAUGUCAGCAAGAACGCAAUCGCCUGAUAGGCGCAUAGAGUUGUUGACGAAAAACAAUUUCGAUACGUGGAGCAUGCAGAUCGAAGCUCUUCUUACGAAAGAUGAACUGUGGGCAUAUGUCGACGGAUCGAAUAAAAUUUCAGCGGCUGAAGAUUCGGAGAGAGAAGCAUGGUUGAAACAAGACAAAAAAACCAAGGCCAGUUUAAUUUUGGCGAUAUCACCUCCGGAACUGUAUCGAGUCCGUGGCUGUGAAACCGCGCAGGAAGUUUGGUUUGCAUUGCAGCGUUCAUACGCAUACGAUGCGGUGAACCCGCCGGAGAAAAAGGCACCAUGGAUGAAAAAAGAAGAGAGCGAAAAAGACAACGAGAUAUGCAACCGAUUGUUGGUGCGAGAAGGAUCCAUCAUUAAAGUGUUCUGUCACCAUCCUGUGAAUAAAAUUCUCAUGAAUAAAAAAUUAAUCGGUUUGGAAGCAACAUUGGGUGCAGCUACUGACAGAGCUUACAAGUCAAUGAUGCUCGAUGACGUAGUGGGUCGUGAUCAAGUACGGUUAGUGACUUACCAAGAGAGCACCGGUCUCAUUCUAUCAAGCUUUGAAGGUCGAGAGGAGGAGUCGCUGAACUCGGUUCUUGGAAACAAACCAAGCCAGCUGUUGUUAGAAAUUCGUAACAACGAUGAUGUUUUCGAAUCUUAUCCACCUGACAGUCUGCCGAAGCUCGUGUACGUAAUCGACAGCACGCAGAAUCUAGUGACCCGCGGACCGAUUGUUGUCCGGGCUCGAUUGGCCCAGACAGUUCAGGAGUACAAGAAGCAAUUGGUUACUGAGCUUGACAUCGACUCAAAUGACAUUUUCCUCAUAUUCCAAUCUCAGGCCUUGUCCCCAAGAAUAAUGAUUGCUGACUCGCAUACAUUGCAGGAAGAGGGUUAUGCAAGUGCGAGUAAAAUUCUCGUCUUGAGUUCUCUAGAUUCCGGGAAAAUGUUUGAUUUAGAAUAUUUUCUCGACAUUCACAGCCUCGUCGAUCGGUUAUUACUGAUAAAUGUUAGCUUGCCAGAUUUGCCAGAUUUGCCAGAUUUGUCAGAUUCGCCAGAUUCGAAUGAAGUGGCGAAUACCGAUCAAGAGGUUUCCAAUGAAUCGGCGGAUGAGGAUUCGCCACAAAUCUAUUCCCCCGAACGGGAUCGAGAUUCUGUAGAAAUAAUUUCCAAGAUCACACGUGACGAGCAGCAGCCUGAUAAACUUCUCAGGGUGCUGUACGACAAAAAAAUGGGUCCGAGCACUCUUAAAAAGCUACUCCAAGCCUACGUUGGUGUACCCACGGAACAAUUCAUGCUGUGGGUGAUCCAAUCAGAUCCGUAUAAGUCCAGUAUAGGGUCUGACUGGACGUGGGAUCCAAACUGGUAUAAUUUAGUCGACGGCAAUACGAUCGCGGUGAAACUCAAGUCAGGCCUUGAACAGAAUCAAGAAGAAAUCGAAUCGGGCCACAAGCACGCAAAUUCAGGUCCUUUUCAUUCUCAGGAAUCAAUCGUAAAAUUUCCAAGACUCAAUGUUGACAAGAAUUUAAUGUCAAUGCGGUUUUGAACAUGCGGUGAACACGCCACGACGGAGCGGCUGUACUCGUCACCUUUUCAUCCCCACGGUGGCAGUAGAGGGUCCGCGUACUGUUUUCGGGAGGAAACAGCGAGAUUGGAAAAAUCCUAAACAAAGACAUUUCCUCGGCAGGACUCCAUGCUACAGAGACACACAAAAUGUUUGCAAUUUUUAGUCUCUUCUCUCGGAAACGUUAAUUAUUCCGAGUGUAAACAUUUUUGAGGGUAGUAGACUAUGAAAAAAUUCCGAGAUUCGAGAAUUUUGAAAUUUUUGGAAAAUCGCAAAAAUCGAAAAAAAAAUUUUUUGAAGGCAGUAGACCAUGAAAAAAUUCCGAGAUUCG
This is a messenger RNA of Venturia canescens, 2292 nucleotides long. RefSeq names its product ubiquitin carboxyl-terminal hydrolase 47-like. The transcript is spliced from 5 exons. Gene Ontology annotation, molecular function: protein binding. The record is from RefSeq and is a predicted model, not a curated record. The coding region runs from base 372 to 1943 and encodes 523 amino acids. NCBI's taxonomy places the organism in Eukaryota, Metazoa, Arthropoda, Insecta, Hymenoptera, Ichneumonidae.